AUGGAUAACCUCACAUUUAUAUGGCCCAGUACCAAGGCCCAGUACUGGGCAGCACAGGUGUACCAAGGCCCAGUACUGGGCAGCACAGGUGUACCAAGGCCCAGUACUGGGUACCACGGAUGUACCAAGGCCCAGUACUGGGUACCACAGUUGUACCAAGGCCCAGUACUGGGUACCACAGGUGUACCAAGGCCCAGUACUGGGUACCACGGAUGUACCAAGGCCCAGUACUGGGUACCACAGGUGUACCAAGGCCCAGUACUGGGCACCACGGAUGUACCAAGGCCCAGUAACGGGUACCACAGGUGUACCAUGGCCCGGUACUGGGCAGGCACCAUGGUCCCUGGAGGCCAGGCACCAACGCCACAAGUAACGCACAUCCCAAUCCUCCGUCUCCCGUGGAAGCUCAGCCCCGCACCGGGCAGGGUCACCGGGCAGGGUCACCGGGCAGGGUCACCGGGCAGGGUCACCGGGCAGGGUCACCGGGCAGGGUCACCGGGCUGGGUCACCGGGCAGGGUCACCGGGCAGGGUCACCGGGCAGGGUCACCGGGCAGGGUCACCGGGCAGGGUCACCGGGCAGGGUCACCGGGCAGGGUCACCGGGCAGGGUCACCGGGCAGGGUCACCGGGCAGGGUCACCGGGCAGGGUCACCGGGCAGGGUCACCGGGCAGGGUCACCGGGCUGGGGUCACCGGGCAGGGUAACCAGGCUGAGGUCACCGGGCAGGUUCACCGGGCAGGGUCACCGGGCAGGGUCACCAGGCAGGGUCACCGGGCAGGGUCACCGGGCAGGGGUCACCCAGGGUCACCGGGCAGGGUCACCUGGCACCAGGCUCACCGGGCAGGUCACCAGGCAGGUCACCGGGCAGGGUCACCGGGCACCGGGCAGAGGUCACCGGGCUGGUCACCGGGCAGCAGGUCAGGUCCCGGGCAGGGUCACCGGGCAGGUCACCAGGCCUGGGUCACCGGGCAGGGUCACCGGGCAGGGUCACCGGCAGGGUCACCAGGCUGGGUCACCGGGCAGGGUCACCAGGCAGGGUCACCGGGCAGGGUCACCAGGCAGAGGUCACCGGGCAGGGUCACCGGGCAGGGUCACCGGGCAGGGUCACCAGGCAGGGUCACCGGGCAGGAUCACCGGGCAGGGUCACCGGGCAAGGUCACCAGGCAGGGUCACCGGGCAGGGUCACCGGGCAGGGUCACCGGGCAGGGUCACCGGGCAGGGUCACCGGGCAGGGUCACCGGGCAGGGUCACCGGGCAGGGUCACCGGGCAGGGUCACCGGGCAGGGUCACCGGCAGGGUCACCGGGCAGGGUCACCGGGCAGGGUCACCGGGCAGGGUCACCGGGCAGGGUCACCGGGCAGGGUCACCGGGCAGGGUCACCGGGCAGGGUCACCGGGCAGGGUCACCGGGCAGGGUCACCGGGGGUCACCGGCAGGGUCACCGGGCAGGGUCACCGGGUCAGGGUCACCGGGCAGGGUCACCGGGCAGGGUCACCGGGCAGGGUCACCGGGCAGGGUCACCGGGCAGGGUCACCGGGCAGGGGCACCGGGCAGGGUCACCGAGCAGGGUCACCGAGCAGGGUCACCGGGCAGGGUCACCGGGCAGGGUCACCAGGCAGGGUCACCGGGCAGGGUCACCGGGCAGGGUCACCGGGCAGGGUCACCGGGCAGGGUCACCGGCAGGGUCACCGGGCAGGGUCACCGGGCAGGGUCACCGGGCAGGGUCACGGGCGGGGUCACCGGGCAGGGUCACCGGGCAGGGUCACCGGGCAGGGUCACCGGGCAGGGUCACCAGGGCAGGGUCACCAGGGCAGGGUCACCGGGCAGGGUCACCGGGCUGAGGUCACCAGGCUGA
Leucoraja erinaceus (little skate) is the source of this 1854-nucleotide messenger RNA. RefSeq names its product collagen alpha-2(I) chain-like. The record is from RefSeq and is a predicted model, not a curated record. Bases 1 to 1854 code for a protein of 617 amino acids. The transcript is spliced from 3 exons. NCBI's taxonomy places the organism in Eukaryota, Metazoa, Chordata, Chondrichthyes, Rajiformes, Rajidae.